Phasianus colchicus (ring-necked pheasant) is the source of this 979-nucleotide messenger RNA. It is a transcript of the gene PRR18, whose product is annotated as proline rich 18. The record is from RefSeq and is a predicted model, not a curated record. Lineage: Eukaryota; Metazoa; Chordata; Aves; Galliformes; Phasianidae.
AUGGGGCUGCAGCCGCGGCGCGCGGCGGGUCCCUGCCCGCCGGCGGGGCGGUGCGCGGCGCUGCCCUGGGCCCGCGGCGAGGAGCAGGACGGGGUGCCCGGCCGCGCCGCCUCCCUGCCGCCCCUCCUGCCGGCCCCCCCGGCCGCCGCCCGAGCGCAGCCCAAGAAGCCGACGGCGGCGGCGGUCCCCAGGAAGGCGGCGCCGAGGCCGGCGGAUGAGAAGGCGGCUCGGAAGGCGCGAGGGGCGCCGGCGGAGAGGGCUGGCCCCGUCUCCGGCUCCUGGCCCUGUACUUCGCUGCAGCGGCGGCCGCCGGCGGAGCGGGGGGCGCGGCCCCAGCCCGGCGCGCCGCAGCCGCGAGGCCGCCCGGGGGCGCCGGGGGCGGGCGGCCGGUCCUGCGAGAGCUCGGGCGGGGCGGCGGGGGAGCCGCGCUUCGCGCUGAGCCUUCCGCCCGAGGCCGUGCGCCUGCUGCAGCGCCGCAGCACCGAACGCCAGCGCGCCCAGCCCGGCACCGGCACCGGCGGCGGGGCGGCCGCGACGCGGCGAGGGGCGCGGUCCGGCGGCGACGUGCGCGCCCUGCUGAAGGUAUCCCUGCUCAACGACCGGCACCGCUACGACGACGAGGAAUACGAAGAGGAGGAGGCGGCGGCGCCGGGCGCGGCGCCGGACGAAGGGCUGGUGCGGAAGUGCACCGAGUGGCUGCGAGGCGUGGAGAGCGCGGCCGGGCGCGAGCGCGGGGACCGGCUGGGCAGCCUGCCGCACCUGGGAGCGCGGUGAGCCGCCUCCUCCGGGAGUAACGGGAGGGGCCGCGCCGCCGCCUGCCGGGGACAAAGGAGCGACGGCCGGCUCCCGCCCGGCGCGGAGAGCGGCAUCCUCCCGCCGCCGUUUUUAAGACUUCCCGCUCCUUUGUAAGAUGCGCGCGACCGUUUUGUACAUUUGUACAUUUUUAUUUAUUUGAAUAAAUGCGGUGAUUUCUGUGGUA